This is a messenger RNA of Astyanax mexicanus (Mexican tetra), 4002 nucleotides long. It is a transcript of the gene tfap2b, whose product is annotated as transcription factor AP-2 beta. Bases 220 to 1623 code for a protein of 467 amino acids. Lineage: Eukaryota; Metazoa; Chordata; Actinopteri; Characiformes; Acestrorhamphidae. The record is from RefSeq and is a predicted model, not a curated record. Gene Ontology annotation, molecular function: RNA polymerase II transcription regulatory region sequence-specific DNA binding; DNA-binding transcription factor activity, RNA polymerase II-specific. The transcript has 7 exons. Gene Ontology annotation, cellular component: nucleus. Gene Ontology annotation, biological process: regulation of cell population proliferation; regulation of transcription by RNA polymerase II; anatomical structure development.
GCAGACGGGGCAGGGCAGGCGGGACGGCACGCGCAGCAUUCAGUGAGAGAAAGAGAGCGCUCGGCGCGGAAAGACAGCCAUGAGGAGUUAGCUGUUAGCAGUCGAAGAGAGAGAGGAACAUCUGCAGGCGCUUCUGCACUCUCCAGCUCAUCUCCACCGCGGUGUGUGUGCGUAGAGAGAGUGUGUGCGUGUGGUGUUGGCGAGUAGACUUUAGUCCAGAUGUUAGUCCACACUUACUCAGCCACGGACCGUCAUGACGGGGUGCCCGGGCACAGCUCGCGCCUGUCCCAGCUGGGCUCCGUGUCUCAGGGGCCAUACUCCAGCGCGCCGCCGCUCUCUCAUGCGCCCUCCUCGGACUUCCAGCCGCCAUACUUCCCGCCGCCCUACCAGCCGCUGCCGCCCUACCACCAGGGCCAGGAUCCCUACUCGCACGUGAAUGACCCGUACUCGCUUAACGCGCUGCACCAGCCGCAUCAGCAGCACCCGUGGGGUUCCUCACGCCAACGUCAAGAUGGUGGUGGCGCCGACACCGGUAGCGGCGGCUCCCUGCUCGCGCAGCCCCGCGCCGCACUGCCGCAGCUGUCCGGGCUGGACCCGCGCAGGGACUACAGUGCCGUGCGUAGACCGGACGUGCUGCUGCACUCGGCGCCUCACGCGCUGGAGGCAGGAAUGGGAGACGGCUUGCUGCACGGCCUCGCGCACAGCAUGGACGAGGCGCACGUGAGUCACGUUUGGGCCGUGGAUGACCCCAACAACGGCGGCAUGAACAUCCUUGACCAGUCAGUCAUUAAAAAAGGCCAAGAUUUGGCGUUUAACAGUCCUCUCCUGUCGUUUCUGACAGUGCCAAUGCCGCACAAAAGCGUGGCCUCGCUGAUGAUGAGCAAGGACGGGCUGAUCGGCGGGGUCACUCUAAAUGUGAACGAGGUGUUCUGCUCAGUUCCUGGUCGCCUGUCGCUCCUCAGUUCCACCUCCAAGUACAAAGUUACGGUGGGAGAGGUUCAACGGCGCCUCUCGCCCCCAGAGUGCCUCAACGCAUCGCUGCUGGGGGGCGUGCUCCGCAGGGCGAAGUCGAAAAAUGGAGGCAGAUCUCUGAGAGAAAAGCUGGAGAAAAUCGGACUAAAUUUGCCCGCGGGCAGACGCAAGGCGGCCAACGUCACUCUGUUGACGUCACUGGUGGAAGGAGAAGCUGUUCAUUUAGCUCGAGACUUCGGCUACAUCUGCGAGACAGAAUUCCCCACCAAGGCCGUGUCCGAGUACCUCAACAGACAGCACACAGACCCCAACGAAAUCCACUCGAGAAAAAACAUGCUGCUCGCCACCAAGCAGUUGUGUAAGGAGUUUACAGACUUGUUGGCGCAGGAUCGCACUCCUCUGGGGAAUUCUCGACCAUCGCCAAUCCUGGAUCCGGGCAUCCAGAGCUGCCUGAGCCACUUCAGCUUCAUCACGCACGGUUUUGGCUCCCCAGCCAUCUGCGCCGCCCUGACCGCCCUGCAGAACUACCUGACCGAGGCGCUAAAGGGGCUGGACAAGAUGUUCCUCAACAACCAGACCUCCAACCGCCACACCCCAGCCGAUGGGCCCGGCUCAAAAGGGGCUGACAAAGAUGAGAAACACAGAAAAUGAGGAAAAACAAGAAUAUGGCUAUGGUGAAGAAAAUGAUGGUAGAAAGAGGAAGAGGCUCUACGAGCACAACUUUACGAGUCGUUUUUUGACGGUGUCCAGAGAUUCUUUGUACUUGAAAUUUAUGACAUUAUGUUUUACGUUCUGUCGGAAGAAGAAACGAAGAAAAGAAGUCGGGAGCAUGGAUGGAGGGAUGCUAAAGAAAAACGAGACUGUUGGGACUUAACAUUGUUGUGGCACUCCUGCAAUGUGGUUGUACGUGUGCGUGUGUGUGUGUGCGUGUGUGUGCGUAUGUGCAUGUAUGUUUGUAGCCCACCAGUAACCAAAUUUAAUACGCAUUAACACACGAAAGCAAUGUUUACCAAAAACACAAUAAACCAAUUCACACAUACACACAGACUCACAGAUGUACUGGGGGAUGUUGUAUGACCAUUUUUCCAAUUCACCCAGUCACACACAAGUAACACACCAUACAGAGUCACAGUCAACUCAUAUAUGUACGCACACUAUCAUUCAAAAUUUGGAGUUACAUCUCAUAUCAAUUGCUUAAUAACGUAAACCAUUUAAUUUUUUUUCACAUUUCUUUGAUUACCACGUUUCAAAUGCAAACACACUGGAUAUUAUUAAUAGAACUAUAUAAUAACGUUGUUAUUCCAACAUUACAUUUCACGGUUCCUAUACAUAAAUUAGUAUAUAAUUAUUAUACUACACCUUGUACUAUAAAUACAAAAUAUAUUACAAUUUAUCUGAAAUCAAAUAAGCUUUGAAGUAGUAGAAUCAUGUAAAAUAAUGUAAUGCAGUGAUUCCAAACGUUUGAACUGUAGUGUAUACAUUUCUUUUGCAGGGCAGUGACGACAAUAUAUAUAAUACACGUAAACCAAUCAACAAACUGCUUUUUUUUCUUAAAGAACAUCAAUCAUAUCAUCUAAUAGCACGGACAUUUCUCACAUCCUGCUUUUUUCAUUGAGUUAAUUGCUUUGGAAUAUAGGCCUUUCUUCAUAUAAAUACAAUCUGAUGCUAAAAAUUGUGAACCCCUGGUGAAAUUGGAUGUUAUUUAUUUUACAAAUGUAAAUAAUUUCACGUUUUCAUAUCCUUUAUAGACAAGACAGUUCAGAGUUAAAUGCCAUAUUUGGGUCUGUAGGAAAGUUGCUGAAUUAUAUUACUAACAAAAUGAUUGAACUAAUUUGAUCAGGGGUCCCAAAUUUUUGCGUGCAAAAAUGUAUGUACAUGUGUGCCAUAUGUGUGUGAGUGUAUGUGAGUGAGUGUAUGCAGAAUGUAGGUUGUGUAUCGCAUCUGAAUGCUUCACUGAAGAGUGUAUUCAUGUAUUCACACACUCCAGAGUGUUUAAACCUCAGUCAAUGAAUGCCAGUAUAUCAGUGUUCUGAGAGCCACUGUACAAGCUCUGCUGGUAUCACACAGCAGCGAUGGUAGUGUUGGGAUGGACCAAUUAAUUACAGUUGUAUUGUAGAGCUGACGGAUCCGGAUCAACCGAGGCGUCCCACUGCUAGCUACUACUGAAUCUGACGUCAACUUGUUUUGCACAUUGGCCCUUUGUAUAAGCCCUAUAGAGGUAUCUCGACCAACCGCCCACUCUAUUACCGUCCAGAAAAUCCAAAUUUUACCCCGUACUUAUUCAUUCGUUUGACCUUUCUUGACUUGGAAUAUCACUGAGGGGGAAUUGUGUCUCUUUCAAAGCCAUUCGUCAACGCAGGUUCUCUGGUUUUGUGGUGGUCAGCUUUUGUGUGCGCUGUUCCUCGUGCAGUCAUGGCCAUUUUUAAUUAACACAUGCAGUCCAAUUAGGUCUUUACAUUCUUUAAAAAAGAGACAAAAAUAAAACUUGUAGGUUACAUUAAAGCUAUUCUACCACGGAAAAGAAAAGCUAUUAUGCUAACAUGUCAUCAGUCACACAGCAAGUGCUGAUGUACACUUUUAGAAUUUAUUUAUGCAUCAAAUUAUGCGCUUUGUUAUUAUUAUUAUUAUUAUUAUUAUUAUUAUUAUUAUUAUUACUCUGUUUUGUCACAACAUUGGUCGAGUCGAUGUGUCGGACUUUGUAAGAUGAAAGAACAGAAAGGCCUGUACGUCAGCAGCAGCAGAGUCUGGCCGAGCCAAUCAGCACGAAGGUCUAAUAUUUAUGUUUGUACAUAUUAUUUAUGCCUAAUUUAAUGGAAGUUUGUACAGCUGGCUCGUCUUUCUGUGAACGUGUCCCUGUGCGUGGGUGAACGCUUGGUUUAGGUAGCAUCUUGUAUUUUAUUUUAUUUUUUAUUCUUUUUAAUUAUAUUUUUUUCAUAGAAAACUUGUUAUAUGGUGACGGGUAGAAGUUGGUUCUUGUCCAGUGACUUUCAUUUAUAUGAAAACUGAGAAUAAAUCAUGUGUUUUAUUGUA